This is a messenger RNA of Rattus norvegicus (Norway rat), 4499 nucleotides long. RefSeq names its product SUPT20H like 2 (gene Supt20hl2). Lineage: Eukaryota; Metazoa; Chordata; Mammalia; Rodentia; Muridae. The transcript is spliced from 2 exons. The record is from RefSeq and is marked validated. Gene Ontology annotation, molecular function: transcription coregulator activity. Gene Ontology annotation, cellular component: SAGA complex. Bases 151 to 2844 code for a protein of 897 amino acids.
CCCUGCUUCGCAGUGAGGAGCUUGAAGUUUGGGCCGUUGGCUCAGUCGGCUGGCAGCCGUUGGCCGGCAUAGACGCUCCUGUUCACUUCGCUGUGGAGGACUCAGAGAGCAGCGGCAGUUAUACCUACAGGGCCCUGACUGCCUGUUAAGAUGGAACAGCAUCUAGCUGAGGCUUUGGAGCAGACAGAUGAUAUUAUUGAGACUGUCCAGCAGGAGCCUCCUCCAGCCAACCCAGUGCCUAGUGGGGAAAAAUCUCUUCAUGAAAAACUGUAUGACAUUUAUGUUGAGGAAUGUGAAAAAGAGGCAGAGGUAGAGGGCCUUAGAAGCAAUGUCAACUUGCUAGAGAAGCUUAUGAGGAGAGAGGCGUUGCCAUGUUUAGUGGUCAACCUGUACCCAGAAAAUCAGGGCUAUUCUCUCAUGCUGAAGGACAAAGAGGGAGUUCUUAUUGAGCCCUUUCCAGUGCCUUAUUUAGGACAGAAACUACUUGAAUACUUGGAUGCUGAAGAGUUACCUUCUUUUCUGAUUGAUGUCCUGGAAAAGUCUCCUGUGAAUGUUUUUCACCAUGGGUGUGUCAUAGCAGAAAUCAGAGACUACAGACAAUGCAGUGACAUCCACCCCCCUAGGGAGCUUGGUGCAGAGCCUGCUGUGUCAUCUGAUGUGUCCUCUGCUGCAUCAUCUGCUGAGACAUCUGCUGAGUUGUCUGCUGAGUCAUCUGCUGUGGCAUCUGAUGUGUCCUCUGCUUCCUCGACUCCUGCUUACCAAACUCGACACAUUCUCUUACGUCCCACGAUGCAGAGUCUAGUAAGCGAUGUAGAGUCCAUUACAAGUGAUAACCGUCAGUGGACUGAGGAAGAAAAACUUGAGCUUGAGAGUCAACUGAUUUUAGCUACAGCAGAGCCACUGUGUCUGGAUCCCUCUGUUGCUGUUGCCUGCACAGCCAACAGACUGCUGUUUAAUCAGCAGAAGAUGAUGACAGACUCUAUGAGACAAUGCUUUACGAGUCACGAGUGGCCCUAUCUAGAACUGGAGGAAGAACAAUAUAUAUGUACAACUCCUCCUGAUGUUUCAACAAUGGUUGCUUGCAGAAAACAAGUAGAAACAAAACAAGGUGAUCAAUAUGAUCUGAAGAUUGCUGAAGCAGGAAAGUGUGUAGACACGUGGAAGCAGAGAGCCUGUGAACCGGAGGCCCCCAGAGAAGUGGAUGUGCAUAAAUAUGCUAGAGGGAAGCAAAUGGCGCCCUGUGAUGAUGCAGAAUCAACAGCCUGGCCACUUCCUGAGGUAAAUGAUUAUCCAUUUGAGUGUGAAGAGGGCAGUCAGCAGUGGGAACCUAAGCCUAGUACAAGUACAGCACAGUCCCUUAGUGACCCAUUUUUCUCUCCUGAAGUAAGGCUACCAACAGAGGGUAGAUGUGAUAGCCAGAUGUAUCUUCCCCAGGUUGCCCCAAGUGAUCAUUCAGACGACGGUUCUGUAGCUGGGGAAAGGAUUGAGCCUGGGAAGGCAAUGGGUGUUGGCCAGGAGUCUGUCCAGAGCACAGCUGAAUGUCUAGGCAAAAUACUGCAGGGGUCUACUGACUCCAUCCAUCUUGGUCAGCCCUCCCUAGGGAAGAAGGCCACAUCCCAAUCAGUGUCAUCUCCAGCCGUGGAGACAAGAAUUAAGUCCCCAGCUCCAUUGCUCACACAACCCUCCACCUCAGGACAGGGCUCUUCAGCAGUCAGUUCUUCCUCAAUAUCUGUCAGAGGUAGGAAGCUUCCAAGACUUGCUCCUUCUCCCAAAUCAGCUGGCCAGGCUCAGCAAACCUUUUGGGGAGUGAGCAGUGUUAACACCCUGCCUUCAGCAGCCCAGUCCUCUGCCCGCUCAACAGGGAGCAGUCCGGUCAUCCAAGGCCCCAGCAGUGGCACUGGCCAAAACGUUAUCAAUUUGCUUGGCCUAGCACAGAGAGCCCCUGUUUUGAUGAAUAGUCCAUCCCGGGUGUUGAGCUUCCCCACUGGUGCCCGAGCAUCUACAGAAACCUCUUCUAGAGGCUUUCUGCCUCCCAGAAGCCAGAUGCUCAGUACCCAGACUAGAACACCACAGCGCUCAGUGCAGACAUCAGUGAAAUUAAUUGUAAAAAAUACCUCAGGUCCUGUAACUGUUAGGCUUCCACCAGGCUCUGUCAUUUUGCACCCAGAGUUACAAGCACAGCGGCAGCAGCCAUGGCCGCAGCUACAGCAACCACAGCAGCAGCCAUGGCCGCAGCUACAGCAACCACAGCAGCAGCCGUGGCCACAGCCACAGCAACCACAGCUGCAGACGUGGCCGCAGACACAGCAACCACAGCAGCAGCCGUGGCCACAGCCACAGCAACCACAGCAGCAGCCGUGGUUGCAGCAGCCUCGGCCACAGCAGUAUGUACAACCAGAGCUGCAGAGGCAGAAGCAGUUAGAGCCUUUGUAUGUAUUGAUUCCAAAACAGCAUCAGCCACCUAGGGCCCCUGUCCCUCCAAGACCAGUGCCACCAGCUUGCCCCCAGAGGUCUAACAUUCAGCAGUGGGCACUGUCAGCUCAGCAAAGCGGUCUCCUUAACCUUGCUGAGGCUGGGAGGGUUCGUCAGCCUCAGGCAACUGUGGUAUGUCAGCUAGGCUCCACUCAGCAGAGUCAUGGGCAUAAUCUUCCUUCACAAAGCUUCCAGUACCCUGCUGCCCGGGUACAACAGCUGCAGGCUAGAGGCCAGAAUGUGCAGCUGAGAUUCAUGCCACGUAGAGUGGCUAUGCCCAGAGCAGCCAUUCAGCAAACUCAUCAGGGACACACAGGUGGCCAGUAUAGAGGUACAGGGAGGGGAGAACCACCAACUGCCCCAGACUCUUAAGUCUUGCCUUAGUCUCCCUUUCUCAAAAUAUGCACUAGUGUUGAGCUAAAUCAAUUUUCAGUUUUUACUUCAUAUUUUUGGUGUUUUCAAUGUGCCAAGGUUUUAUAGCUAAAAGUUUUACAUAGAACUCAGAAGGGGACUUUUUAAACUACUGCUAUUUUACUUGCUAUUUUACUAGUGCUAUUUUUGUUGUUGAUAAAGUCAAGUUUAUUGUAAUGUCCUGAUGUAUAUCUACAUCUAAACUAGGUUAAUUUUAGUUUUUUUCAGACUGACAGUUCUCUAAUUAUUAAAAUUGCAACAGUACACUUUAAUAAUUUGGAGGCUUAUUUGUAAAUGGUGAUUAAAAACAUGCAUUUUGCUGUUUUAACUAUUUUUUUUGAGGGACAGGGUUUCUCACAGUACCUGUGACUGCACUGGAACUCACUGCAUAGAUCAGGCUGACCUCAAACUCACAGAGAUCCACCUGCAGCCUCUGCCUCCUGACUGCUGGGAUUAAAUGUGGGUACCACCAACACUUGCCCUGUUUUAAUAAGUUUAAGGAUGCAGCUCAGUAUAUUAGUAAGUACAAUCCCAUUGUAGUGCAAAAACAUUCUAGAACCUUUUUGUUUUGGGGGAUUGAAACUACACCUGUUAACCAUCAAUUCCCCAUUUCCUAUCCCCACCCUUUGCUUCCCGAACCCUUCUACUUUUGGCACAAUGUCACCAAGAUUCAUAUUGUUGUGCCUUGUGAUAGAAGGUCAUAGCUUUGUAAAACUCAUUUCCCUGUCUUAAAUACAUAAGAACUUGACUUGUGAACCAGGAGAAAUCUUUCAAGAGAACUUGGUUGGUAUUUCUUUAGAUUCAAAGGCUUGAGUGCAGUGUCUGAAAUGUGAUUGAUGUGAAUGCACUAUGAAAAACUAAUAUAUUUUUUGUUUGAUUUUGGAGACAGGGUUUUUCUAGGUAGCUCUGGUUGUCAUGAACUCACUGUGUAGACCAGGGUGGCCCGAAACUCACAGAUGUCCACCUGCCUCUGUCUCCGGAGUGCUGAUGGUAAAGGUGUGAACCACCACCUGGCCUGAUUAGGGUUGUCACACUGAAAUUGAGGACAGCCGAGGCCUGCAGUCCUGUGCAAGGGAGCCCAUGGCAGCCUUGUCUGAUGAGCAUCCCAGUCCUCGGAAGGUUUGCCCUGCAGCCAGUGCUCUGGCAGACCCCAGCUCCCCUCCAGGCCCUACCACUGGCCUGGAAAAGGCCAUCUGGGCUGGCUCGCUGUGGCUCUCCUUGUGAAGCCACUUACAUGUUUUAGAACAUUCUAGGUCAAUGGCACAGAGGAUAUAAGCAAGCACUUAGAACUUGGUCUUGCAGACUGGUUCUUCAUUGCCCACAGCUGUCUGAGGCUGUUAAGUGGGCUCCUCUGCUCCCAUCCCCAUCCCGUUUACUCCUCAUCAAUUGUUCCACACUCCCUGCCUGCUCACCCCAUCUCAGUGUCCUUGUUUCAGUGGACUGGGCUGCUCUGCCCUUAGAGGAUUGAGGUUUAUCAGUUCUGUAACAAACAUCUGUCCACAUGAAGGUGCAGUUCCUUAGCAUUCGUGACAUUGGCAAUGCUGUGCAGCCAGCCCUCUGUGUGUUUCCAAAACAUGCUCGGCACUUCAAAGAAGUCCUGGACCCAUUAAGCACUA